GGGCAAGCAGUGACAUUUCCUCUCCGCAACACGCUAGCAGCAGCAGCAGAUGCCUGGACAAUUGUUAAUUAUAGAGUAGGCACUUACUGGUUUUGAGUCAGGAACAAGUGCGAGCGCAAGACAGCCCUCUGGACAGCCCUUGCACCUCGUCUGCGGGACUCCUCAAACCUGGACAAAUACAAUAGCAAACAUGGACUCUACAACAACAACAACAUCGAUGCUUCUCGACUCUACGCGGCCGGUGACGACCGCGGGGGCGACUGGGCGAGGCAGCGUGUGUGCAGACAUGGACGUAGGCAGUGAUAUGACAAGCGAUAUCACGUCCACCAGCAGCCUAAAUCACGGGACGCUUGCAGAUUACCAGCUGGACCGGCUACUAGGCCGCGGCAAGUACAGUCAGGUGUAUCUGGCGCGGGAGACACACACCGGCCAGAUGGUGGCCAUUAAGCGGGUGGAGAUUUUUGACAUGAUGGACCCGGUCAGCCGCCAGGCGUGCGUGAAGGAGGUCAAGAUCCUGCAGAACGUUGAGCACCCCAACAUCGUCAAGUGCUUCCGCUCCUUCCUGUCCGAGGCCGACAACGAGCUGGUCAUUGUGCUGGAGUGGGCGGAGGCGGGCGACCUGGGUCAGCUCAUCAAGCAGCGGGCGGAGGCGGGGCAGCCAUUCAGCGAGGAGCAGGUGUGGAGGCAGUUCCAGCAGGUGUGCAACGCGCUCAAGCACAUGCACGACCGGCGCAUGAUGCACCGCGACCUCAAGCCCUCCAACAUUUUCGUGACGGCCUCCGGCGACCUCAAGCUCGGGGACCUGGGGCUAAGCCGCUAUUUCAGCUCACGGACACUGCAGGCGAACACCACCGUCGGGACGCCCUACUACAUGAGCCCGGAGGUGGUCCGCGGCCAGCCGUACGACUUCAGCUCCGACAUCUGGAGCCUGGGCUGCCUGCUGUACGAGCUGGUUGCGCUGAGGAACCCUUUCUACAAGGAGAACCAGAGCCUGUACGUGCUGGGUAAGAACAUCCAGAACUGCGCCUACGAGCCGCUGCCGCCCUCCGUGCCCGACGAGCUGCGCACCCUGGUCACCUCCAUGCUUCAGCCGCAGCCAUCCUCCCGGCCCAGCAUCUCACACGUGGCCGACCAGGUGGACCUCUACGUGGCCACACACCACCCGCCGCCGCCGGCUGCGGCUGCGGCGGCCGGGCCAGGGGUAGGGGCAGGGGCGGGAAUCGGUGCAGCUGCGCCGGUAGCGGGGCAGGGGCGGCAGCCGUCGGGAAGCGGGGCGCCUCCGGUAGCUACGGCGGGGGCGGGGGCGGGUGCAGGCGCGGGCAUGGACCUUGGGAUUACGGGAUUCAGCAUCCAGCUUACGGGGAGAGGGCUCAACUCCACACUGCCCAAGUGGUAGUGCUGCAGCACGUGCUUGUUGGGAGCUGAGCGGCAUGUGGGCGAAGGCCAGUGUGCGGCUUUUGGGGGUAAGCCACACAUUGGCCUGUGCGGGGGCGCGGAUUAGCUUGGUAGGCGUGAGGGCGGUGCGUAGAGUGGCGUUGACUUGGCAGGUUCACCGGACAGGGUGAAAGGGCUGCGGCUAUCUUCGACUGCAACCGGUGAAGGGUUGCAGUGACUCAGACAGGAGCAGACACGAUUAAUCAGACCAUCGCUCUGGUGCACAUCCGCUGUAAGGGGACAACGUGCUGCAUCACGCGUUAUGUUUACGGUAGUAGGAAGAUGGUGUGCGUGCAGUCAAACUUGCUUGAAUUGCAGACUUGUGUUCGGUGGCUUAUGAACGGGGUACGCAUUGCAAUUGUGCCGUUGCAAUAACCUGCGCUGUCAAAGCACACUGUGCAAUUGCAUUUGUAGGAAUGGUCAUUUUGCCCAGUCGAGAUGGCUGUCAUUAUCUGCAGCUGGGCUGGUGUAGCGGUUUGACAUGCAGAUUCCCAAACACGUGCUAAGCGCGCAUGUGUCAUGUGGCAGUACGCAUUGCAGUGUGGCGUGGAAUGAGGCACGCGUGCUUGUGGGUUAGGGCCCGCCGUUGACGUUCCCAGCGCUUGUUGGAUGCUGCGAGAAGCAGCAGCGGGUGCCAGGUUGCCUUGAGGCUUGGCCGUUGGUGCAGUCGUGAGCCUCAAGAUAGGCGCAGCUUCGCAGAGGCGCUGUUAGUGUGGGGACAUUCGAAUAAAUAGUGUAAUGGCGGUUCUAGGACAGCUCCGACUAUCCCUCAAUUAACUGGUGUACGGCACACCCAACCCCCUCAGCCGUACAGGAGUUGACUUGGGAGUCGGCAGCUGCGCGAGUGUGUGCAGGUAGUUGUACAAGCUACCUGACUGUAGUGACGCACACGGGCAGUUGGCGCUAGUCGGCAGGCACGCGAGUGGGAGUGAGCACUUGAGCGCGCACGCGUGUGGGAAGCUACGGCAGAGCACGGUGGAGCACGGCGGAGGCUGGCGGUUGGCGCGGCGCGUGAGUGGGAGAGCAUAGUCGUGCGCGCGCCGUUUGGGAACAUGCGUGUGUGAGCUGCGUGUAAACGCAUGGGGCUGACCCGGUUUCCAUAAGCUGCCUCUGGGUGCACACGGUUUCACACGGUUGAUUGUUGGGCUCCAGCGCGGGUGGGACUCGCUAGAGUGCACAUCAGGCGCUGGGGGGCACGCGCGGGCGGGGCGCAGGGGCGGCUCGCAGGAAUUGGGCGGUAACUCGCGCGAAACUCAUAU
Molecule: messenger RNA, 2693 nt
Organism: Chlamydomonas reinhardtii
Lineage: Eukaryota; Viridiplantae; Chlorophyta; Chlorophyceae; Chlamydomonadales; Chlamydomonadaceae
Exons: 9
Coding region: 191-1396 (401 amino acids)
Biological process (GO): protein phosphorylation
Molecular function (GO): ATP binding; protein kinase activity
Source: RefSeq, a predicted model, not a curated record